Xyrauchen texanus (razorback sucker) is the source of this 689-nucleotide messenger RNA. RefSeq names its product protein cueball-like. The record is from RefSeq and is a predicted model, not a curated record. Bases 33 to 521 code for a protein of 162 amino acids. NCBI's taxonomy places the organism in Eukaryota, Metazoa, Chordata, Actinopteri, Cypriniformes, Catostomidae. The transcript is spliced from 8 exons.
GUGAUGGUAAUCAUUCGUUUCUUGAGUUAAUAAUGCAGUUCCUUUGGAGCACAUGGAUUGUCAGUAUUGCUUUCACCAAUCAAAUCUCUGUCUCUUUGGAUAUGCAUCCUGUGUUGUACCAAGAAUUCUGCCUCAAUGUGAAAUCAUCAACCAUUCGUAAUGAGGAUUACCAGUUAAAGAGCCGAAGUUUCGAAGCUUCUUCUUACAGAAGUGGGUCUGAUGACUUUGUUGAUGCAACAACUGUGAAAGAAAGUGGGUCUGGUGACUAUGUUAAAACAACCAUACCUCCUGAACCAAGUAAUGUAAAAGACAGUGAUAGAAGUAUAUCUGGUGACGUUGUUAAACCAAGCAUACAUCUUAUUCCAGUGACUUGGAAAUCCAGACGAACAUGUGAUGACCAAUGGAGUCCAUAUUGUAUACAUGGAACCUGCGUGAUGCAUCUAAUGGAUAUUUCGUGGCCCAUGUGCUUGUGUGACGAGGGCUUCGCAGGAGAGCGAUGUAGUCAUAUGGCUCUACCUUGAACUGUCACUGGUCAGAUGCAUUUACAAUAUUACACCUCAUCUGUGCCUGAAGAUGUGAACCAAGAGACCAGUACAAUCUGAAUUACAGGUUUAAUCGGAAGAAAACCAUUUACUGGAUUCUCCUCAAGAAGUUCUUGUGUGAUCAUGUCUCUUUGUCAAUAAAGAAAA